AAUGAUGGUAUAUGGAGGAGAGCCUCUCUUGUCUUUGUUUUGAUGUGGAACAAGUCCUAAUCCGUCGCUUGAAAUUUCCAAACGCCAACCUACCCAAAAGAAGCAUAGCAUUAUGCUCUGAUGGCCCAACUUAUACCCUUCAUUAAACCAAACCAACAUCGAUCGUACACAAAGCAAGGCCUUCGACGCCCAAUCUGCCAGUCUCUCACUAACUUUUCACGUAGGAGUCGUCCCUUUUUUCCUAUAUAAAAAACGAUUCUUUUUUUUUCCUCUCGUAUUUGAGGGCAGUGAAUGGAAGGGGAGGGAAUAGCAUAGACGUUCAUCCAAGCCAUCUCUCUUUUUCACUCUCUUUUUUUGCCGAGAGAAACGGAGAAGAAAUAAGACAUUAUCGUUGUUACAAGGAUAGUUUCAGGUUGUCGAAGGAAGCUCAGAAUAUAAGGUAUGGUUCUUGAUAGCAUGAUAACUUCUCCUCACCGGAGAUCACCAUCUUUCCGGAAGCAAUUCCCACGGGAUGAGUUGGGUAGCUGGUCAACACUCCUUCAGCGACACCGUUUCCUCUUAACAGCCUUGGCUCUCUUGGCUUUCUUAUGCACAAUCUAUCUCUACUUCGCCGUUACCCUAGGGGCAACUGAAUCAUGUUCUGGAUUGACAGGUGCCAAAAAGACAUUAUGUCGUUUGGAGCUGGCAAAGGAUUCUGUAGGCAAUGGAAAACUCAAAUUUUUCUAGCACGGAUGACACAGUCAAUCGGUUCUUGGUAGUGUUUUCUCUGCCUCAUGCUUGAGCUCCUUAGUGACUUUGUAUACAUGAUGAUGUACCAGAAUUUGUCUUUAAAAUUUUUAAUCACAUCCACUGAUAAUUCUUCAUUGUUUUUAUAACAAUUACACAGGUGAUUUCUUUUAUGGCUAAAUUAUGUUUUCCCAUUUUCUA
This is a messenger RNA of Populus nigra (black poplar), 927 nucleotides long. RefSeq lists its product as uncharacterized. NCBI's taxonomy places the organism in Eukaryota, Viridiplantae, Streptophyta, Magnoliopsida, Malpighiales, Salicaceae. The transcript has 2 exons. The coding region runs from base 442 to 726 and encodes 94 amino acids. The record is from RefSeq and is a predicted model, not a curated record.